AUGCCUAAAGUGAAGACAGAGUCAGUCUCUUUGAAGAUGAUAAACACUCGAGCAAACUCAUAUUCUAACAAUACCGUUUCACUCGGCGGCAGUACUAGAACUGUUCCGAGAACACAAUCAUCGAGCACCUCCAACCUUUAUGCACUAGGUGCAGAACCACUUUUUCAAAACACAACACACGAGUCCAAGGAUCGGCGAGAUAACUCCGAAAUUCUCAACUCAAUUCUCAAUAGACCUGGUCAAGAUCAAAAACUCGAUCCGCAACCUCCUGUUAAUAGUCAACCGUUAAUACCAAAUCCCAUUUCUCUACUGAAUGAACUGCACCAAAGUCUAAAAAACACCAACCCUCCUAAAUACAAUUAUAUUUAUGUGAGCUCUGGAUUCAUUUGUGAACUUGAGGUUUUCGGAAAGGUUUACAAGAGUUCGAUACCAAGGGCACGAAAACAAGAUGCAAAGGAGGAUGCUGCACUCAUUGCAGUCAAUGACAUCAAAGAGCAGGAAGGCUUCUCAGAUAUAUUAAGUACCGAUCUUUUGCAAGCAUAUGAACAAAAGAUUGAAAACGGGAUAAAUGAUACGAAUUCUAUAACCAGAUCUCGGGCGUGGGAACUUGAUAUAAACGGACGUUAUUGUUUUGAAUGUGUAAUUGGGGAGCGCACUUUUAAAUCAGAUCCCGAGCCUUUUACCAAAGCCAACGAUGCUAGAGAUCACAUUGCGCUCAAGGCAUUUACCACAUUAUACAAUGAGUACUGUGAGAUUGAACGCCAACAGAAUAAAAAUGUUCUCGAGAUUUAUGGUAUGAAACGUUCUGAUGUAUCAUUAUCUGCUACGGAAGAUAAAAAAUGCACAACCGCGAAUGUCGAAUCAAUUGCAAGCACAAGUACCAACUCGACCAUGGUUCCUCGACCCGCCAACGAUGCCGACACGGCCAGUCUAGUAUUGCCCUCCUUAGAUGAGAGUAUGCCAAGGAUCAAAGAGGAACCACCCUUGACGACUUCAUCGAUGCCUUCACCCCAAAUUAAAACCGAACAAUCACUUUCAUCGCAAGCACAACUCCCGCCAUCGAUAUCAUCGCCCAAUUUGAAACGAUGGAAAUAUCCAACCUUUACUCUGCAAAAUUGUUUAGUUGGGUUCACAGGAACUGUUUGUGUCAACAAUCAUGUUUUCAAAGGAAAUGCGCAUGUCAAAAAAUCCGAGGCGAAAGAGGAUGUUGCCGAAGUGGCUUAUAAAUAUUUUAUGGAACGACGAGAGUAA
This is a messenger RNA of Acaulospora colombiana, 1251 nucleotides long. The record is from the annotation of a GenBank genome assembly. Lineage: Eukaryota; Fungi; Glomeromycota; Glomeromycetes; Diversisporales; Acaulosporaceae.